Aspergillus fischeri NRRL 181 is the source of this 510-nucleotide messenger RNA. RefSeq names its product alpha/beta hydrolase. Lineage: Eukaryota; Fungi; Ascomycota; Eurotiomycetes; Eurotiales; Aspergillaceae. Gene Ontology annotation, molecular function: hydrolase activity. The transcript is spliced from 2 exons. The coding region runs from base 1 to 510 and encodes 169 amino acids. The record is from RefSeq and is a predicted model, not a curated record.
AUGGGCGUAGGUUAUGGAACAAGAUCUUCUACAUAUACCGUCCCGAAACGUCGAUCGCACCGCACCGUCAGGCUCGACAUCUACAACGGCUCGAGAACCACAAGACUCUCGCCGGUCUUGAUAAACGCCUGUGUCAGCGGCUUCACGCUCCGCGCAUUUGGCAUCGACGAUGAGUUCUGCCGUUCAAUCGCGCAAACAGGCUACACCGUGCUCGACGUGAAGUACCGCCUGGCACCCGAACAUCCCUUCCCCGCUGCGUUCGACGAUACCGAGGACGUGGUGAAGUGGGUACAGUCCCAGCCUGCAAGGUUUGAUCAGGCGGGUAUGUCCCUAUCCGGGUUCAGCGCAGGGGGUAAUCUGGUCCUGGCGGUCGCCUCAUCUUCUCUGCUCUUCAGCACUGCCAAAGAAAAUGAAGAAUCACCAUUCCACGCCCUUAUCGCAUUCUACCCCUCUACGGAUCUGUCACAACCGCCACAGCAAAGAAGCAAGUCGUUAGGUCAAAGUUUAUGA